This is a messenger RNA of Fomitiporia mediterranea MF3/22, 693 nucleotides long. RefSeq names its product Ribulose-phosphate 3-epimerase. Gene Ontology annotation, cellular component: cytosol. Lineage: Eukaryota; Fungi; Basidiomycota; Agaricomycetes; Hymenochaetales; Hymenochaetaceae. The transcript has 7 exons. Bases 1 to 693 code for a protein of 230 amino acids. The record is from RefSeq and is a predicted model, not a curated record. Gene Ontology annotation, molecular function: metal ion binding; D-ribulose-phosphate 3-epimerase activity. Gene Ontology annotation, biological process: carbohydrate metabolic process; pentose-phosphate shunt; pentose-phosphate shunt, non-oxidative branch.
AUGCCAAAAGCUAUCAUUUCUCCCUCUGUCCUGGCCUCUGACUUCGGUCAACUCAGCGCAGAAUGUAAGCGCAUGAUGGAAGGUGGUGCAGAAUGGCUUCAUAUGGUUAUUAACGUCACCUAUAGCCAUUUUGUUCCAAAUAUCACAAUGGGUGCACCAAUCCUGUCAUGCGUUCAUAAAGGCGUUCCAGGCAUCUUCAUGGAUUGCCAUAUGAUGGUUUCCGAACCAGAAAGAUGGGUCGAUGACAUUGCAAAUGCUGGCGGUAAACUAUACUGUUUCCACAUCGAAGCUACCAAUGCUCCCAUUCCUCUUAUUCAGAAAAUUCGCGACCGAGGGAUGAAAGCUGGAGUAGCAAUCUCCCCAGACACGCCUUCCACAGCAAUUUCCGACGAAGUAGGAAACGCAGCCGACAUGCUUCUCGUAAUGACCGUCUACCCUGGAAAGGGCGGGCAGAAGUUCAUCGAACGAUGCGUCCCCAAGGUCUCCGACUUACGCGCCCGAUUCCCGGAGAAAGACAUCGAAGUCGACGGCGGCGUGGGUCCAUCGACCGUGGGCCAAUGUGCCGACGCAGGUAGCAAUGUCAUUGUCGCAGGCACCGCGAUAUUCGGUGCAGCUGACCCGAACGGAGUCAUUGCAACACUCAAGUCAACUGUCAACGCGGCGCAGGAGAAGAUCGCGCAGGCGCGGGCUUAG